Messenger RNA from Prorocentrum cordatum, 1332 nucleotides. The record is from the annotation of a GenBank genome assembly. NCBI's taxonomy places the organism in Eukaryota, Dinophyceae, Prorocentrales, Prorocentraceae.
AUGGUUUCGAGACGCCCGACGAGUGGGAAUUCCCUAUGUACGGCGGGAUCGCGUCGAGGGCCCGAAGGCGCCCCUCGAGCGCAGCGCCGCGUGGGGCUCGCCGCGCGCCCGAGAGGGCCCCGCCCGCCCAGCGGGCCGGGGCGGCCUCCCGGCGCCCCCAGUGGUCCGCGGGCGAUGCCGCCGCGGCCCGCGUCCGCCCGGGAGCCGACGAGGCGCGUGUGCGAGCGGCCCGUCGCGGACCUGGAGGCGCUGGAGGCGGCCCUCGCGGAGUGCGCGCUGUCCAGCAGCUCGACGCCGGACCUGCCGCGCGGCGGCCCGCCGUCGGACCUGCCAUGCGGCGGCCCGCCGCCGGGAGUGCCGCCUCUGGAGGGCAGCCUGGACCUCGCGCUCCAGGAGCUGGUCGCGGCAGCUGUGGAUCUCGGCGACAUUCGUGGCCGUUACCUGCGAGGAAUCCCCAUCGGGAUCUCCAUCGAAAUCUCCAUCGACAUCCCGCAGCGAAUCCCCAUGGAGAUCCCCAUGGGACUCGCAAUGACGUCUCCGCAGGCGCGGGUGCACGUCGGCGCGGGCGAGCCCGCGUGGAGAAAAGAGGCCGCCACCACCGCGGGUUGCGCUGCGACGCUCUCCUCCGAGGAUUGCAAGUUCAGCAGGGCCGCCGAGGUCGAUUCCGCCAAGUGGCGGGCGGGCGCAGCCGAGGAGCUGCGCUACUGGACGAAGAAGCAGCGCAUGAAGCGCUCGUCCCAGAAUGGCCACGACGACGCCAAGACCGCGAACGCCGCCGAGCCCAUCCACGAGCCGCUCAAGGCAGAGGCCGCUCGGAAGACGCCGGUGGCCGCCCAGCCGGUCGCGGAUGAUGCCCCCGUCGCCAAGAAGCCGUCGGCAGCGGGCCCGCCUGUGCUGAACGCGGGGGCGCAGCCUGCGUGCGGGCAACCUGCGAGCCACAAGGACUUGGUGCAGCGCCUGGCCGACAUGGGUGAGGGAGUGCUCGUGGCGCUGCUAAACGCCGCUUCUCAGGCGCAGUCUUCCAAGGUGGGCGCGGCGACCGCGAGGAUCGAAGAAUCCGAGCACGACCACGAUUCCGACGGGGGCACCGAGGAAGGGGAGGGCACGGCCAAGCGGAAGAAUACCAUGAAGGCCAUGAAGGCAAUGGAAACGACGAAGGCUACGCAGGGGAAGAAGGGGGCGGUUCCGCAAGACAAGGGCUGGAAAGUAGCAAGCCGCGCCCGAGAAAAUCCUGGCGCGAAGGACAAGAAUUGGGCGGCCUCGUCUGGGGGGCAAUCUGACCGCUGGGCCAACGUCGUGACGCUCCUCGCCGACGAGGGCGCCGACGCCUGA